AUGGCUUCUUCCCCAAACUGUUUUGUCAUUGUUACUUUUGCAGUUCUAUUACAAUUUUUAUUUGUCUUUGCUUCAACAAAAUCCAUCGAUGCCAUAUGCCAAAAUGUCACCGACAAAGCCUUUUGCUUCAAAACUUUGAGCGCAUAUCCUCCGGCUGUUUCUGCCUCCACCACGUUGCAAGCAGCUCAGGCCGCGCUCAGCCUCAGCAUAUCAUAUGCCAGAAAAUCUGCAGGGUUCGCCGCAAAAGUGGCAAAGGAGAAUCCAAACUUGAAGAAGCAGUUUUCGGUGUGUCAAGAUGCCUUUGAGGGCAUUAUAACGUCUCUCAGGAGCGCUUCCGGGGAACUCAAGGAGUCAUCAGACAUUGCAACCUAUGAUGCCAUGGUCUGCAGGGAUAGCACGACGAUGUUGAAGAAUCUGGUCGGGAAAAAUGGAGACAUGGCUUCGAAGACUAUCGUGCAUAUGACAUUGAUGAUGGAGAGGAUUCUUGCUAUUGUCGUCGGAGCCACCAUAGCUGUUCUUGGGUAA
Microthlaspi erraticum is the source of this 525-nucleotide messenger RNA. The record is from the annotation of a GenBank genome assembly. NCBI's taxonomy places the organism in Eukaryota, Viridiplantae, Streptophyta, Magnoliopsida, Brassicales, Brassicaceae.